GCGCAACAAUUACGCAAAGACCGUUAUUUGCUUGGUGUAAAAAUACAUUACUAAGCGAGUGCAAAAAAAACUAUGACUGUAGAUUUUUUAAAAAAAUAACGUAGUGAAGAAAAUUAAAUUGGACCAAUUGAUUUUCGCUACCAGAUGGAGGAAGUUGACGGCAUUUACGUCGGCCGUAGGAGGGCGUUGCUCGACGUUCUCGCUGGAAACGGGCCAGAGGAACGGAAAAUGGCGGACCUCGAAGACGUAACCCUGGACGGGAGACCGCUCCAGUCUCUUCGCGUCGCAGACUUAAAAGCUGCUCUUGAGGAAAGGGGACUAUCGAAAAGCGGACAAAAGAAUGCCCUCGUCAAAAGACUCAAAGGGGCUCUUAUGCUGGAGAAUCUGCAGAAGACCACUCCUCAUGUUGGACUGCAACCAAACUCUCAGAUUGGUGAGGAAAUGAGCCAGAAUAGCUUCAUUAAGCAAUAUCUGGCCAAACAGCAAGAGCUCCUGCGCCAACGUCAGGAGAAAGAGGCACGGGAAGCACAUGACACUAAUGAGCAAGAGGACCACACGGACAGCAUUAAUAACACCAUUGCAUGUCCUCCGCAAGCCCAGGAUGUGACCCCAUCCUCUGCUGACCAGCACAAGCCACCUGGCCCCUCUGAUGGAGGGAUCCUGUUUGCUGCAGUACACGAGGGAGAAGUUAAUAGCAACCAGGAAGCUCACAUGUCCGCUCCUCCUACUUCUGUAUCAGUUACAAUGCAUGUCCCUGGCAGUGAGCAUCAACCGGAGAAGAGUGCUGCAGCCAGUGCCUGCCCAGUUGACAGUGACGAUGAUGAUAGUGAGGACGGUGAGGAGGAUGGUGAUGAUGAUGAUGACUGGGGCAGUAAUAUUCGCAGGAGAACUCAAAGACAGACAGCCAGAGGACCCUCAACUCGGGAGAGGUGUGGAGCAUCUCGUCAACCCCAGCAACAGCACCACAUCCCUCCCCUUUUGUCUCCUCAACUCCGCCAACCAACGCCUCCUCCCUCCCCACCUCCAGAGUUAUCGUUCCCUUUGCCUGACACCCCGAAACAGAGCCCCCCGAGUCCAGAUGUAGCUCCAGCAGGGCACUCGCCCAGUACCUCCACCUCUGGUUCCUCCAGCAGUGAUAGCCGCAGUAGCAGCCCAGAGCCACAAAGGAGUGGAUUUGUGGAGCGUAAACCUGGCCCAUUAACGCUACUGGCCCGUAAAAUGGAAUCAGAGGGUGCCUUCUCUCGGGCCGGUUGGCAUGGUGACAAUGGGGAAGGUGGUAGGAAAGACAGCCGUUCCCCAAUAGCCUCAUCAUUUUGCGACACAGAUCAUCCUAAGGGUCUCUCAUCAGCUGCAGGCCAUGUGCCUGUUUCUAUGAAGCCAGGCAUCAACCAGGAAGUCAGUGGAACACAUUCAGCUCAUAGUCAUGUUCCUGUGAGUGUGCUUAAGACUUUGACAAUGGAAGAAAGAGAAUCUGAACUACAGUCAGAAAAGACCCUUGAGCUGCAAAGACAAGAAAGGGUAAGAAGCCUUGAUCAAGAACGAGCGUUGGAGGAAGAGCGGAUAAAAACUCUUGAGCGAGAACAAAAGGAAAUUGAGAGAUGUGAGCCUCAGCAGGCCUUAGAAAGAGAGCAACAAGAACCUUUUCAGUUUGAAAAUAAACUUGCUUUAGAAAGAGGGAGGUUGGAGAGGGAACAAGCUUUGGCCAAGGAGCAGGAAGAGCAUGAACAAACCUUGGUAAAAGAGAGAGCUCUAGAGCUGGAGAGGCAAAGGGAACUUGAAAGGCAAAGGCUCCUAGAGCAAGAACAUCUCCAGCAAGAAAGAGAAGAGAGGGAAAAGAAAGAGAGAGAAAUAGAGUUAGAAAGACUCCAGGCUUUGGAACGGGAACGAGAGGAAUGGGAAAAGGCUAUUGAAAAAGAGAGGUUAGAAAGAGAAAAAGCUUUGGAGGAAGAAAGAAAAGAAAAAGAACAGAUUGAAAGAGAAAAGGUAUUGGAAGAGGAACGGUUGGAAAGGGAAAAAUUAGAGCAAGAGAGGCUAGAGAGGGAAAAGCAAGAGAGGUUAGCAAGAGAAAAAAUAGAGCAAGAGAGGUUAGCGAGAGUAAAAAUAGAGCAACAGCGAGUCGAAAGGGAAAAAGCUUUAGAGGCAGAGAGAAAAGAAAAUGAAAGGAUUGAAAGGGGAAAGGCAUUGGAACAGGAACGUUUGGAAAAGGAAAAAUUAGAGCGCGAGCGGAUAGAGAGAGAGAAAUCCUUAGAACAAGAGCGUCUAGCAAGGGAAGCAGCCUUGAAAGAACGGCAAGAGCGGGAAAAUGCGUUGGAAAAAGAACGGCAUGAGCGGGAAGAAGCAUUAGAGAGAGAGCAACGAGAGAGGGAAGAAGCCGUGGAGAGAGAGCAACAGGAGAGAGAGGAAGCCUUGAAGAGAGAACAGCAGGAACGAGAGAAAGCUUUGGAACUAGAACGACUAGAGAGGGAAAGUGUCUUAGAGCUUGAGCGACUAGAGAGGGAGAGAGCCUUAGAGCUUGAGCGACUAGAGAGGGAGAGAGCCUUGGAGCUUGAGCGUCUGGAAAAAGAAAAAGCCCUAGAGCUUGAGCGUCUGGAAAAAGAAAAAGCCUUAGAGCAAGAACUACUAGAAAAAGAAAAAGCCUUAGAGCAAGAGCGACUAGAAAAACAAAAAGUCUUAGAGCAGGAGAAGGCCAUAGAACUUGAGGGUAUUGAAAAACAGAGAGCCCUAGAGCAAGAACGUCUGGAACAAGAGCGUCUUGAGAGAGAGCGUGUAGUGCAAGAACGCCUGGAGAAAGAGUGUCUUGAGCGAGCACGUGUAGAGAGAGAAUGCUUUGAGAAAGAGUGUCUUGAGAGAGCACGUCAAGAGCAAGAACGGCUGGAGAAAGAGCACGUUGAGAAAGCAUGUUUAGAACAAGAACGCACGGAGAAAGACCAUCUAGAGAGAGCAUGUAUAGUGGAAGAACGACUGGAAAAAGAGCACCUGGAAACCACACACGCACAGCAAGUCCAACAAAGGUUGGAGAGUGUUAGAGCUGAGGAGGAAGAAAAGCUAGAACUUGACAGGAAGGGACAAAAUAGGGAGAUGUUAGUUGCAGCUCUUGAAAACAAGAGGAUUGAGGAGAAAAUAGCAAUGGAAAGGGGUAGUGAACAGGAAAUUUUACAAAAGAAAACAGCUAAGGCGUUAGACACUAAACUCCUACCAGCUAAAUUAGGUAGUGAGCUUGGUCUUACCCCUUCCACUCCUCCCCUUUCCACAGGACCAGAUAUAAAAACGGAGACAGGAGUCCAGGAAUAUGCCAAGGCCCCAAUGCCACAAAAUGAAACCCAAGCAACAGAAUCAAGGUCAUCACUGUCAUCUCCGCAGUCAUCAUUGAAGAAAUUCCGGUUCUUGAUUGACCGCCCAAAUCGGGCUCAGUCUACCACAUCCAUGGACAUCAAUUGGCCUCAUACCUUCUCGGAUACACACCAGCCCCAGGUGUCACUUUUCUCUUCCUCAACCAGUUUUGGAGAACAGGAGGAAGGUAAAACAAUUGCUAAACAGGAAGGCCAUGUAAGACAGGAAGUUGGUGCCAAAACACUGGAUCAGGUGGGCAGCCAUUCUGAGGAAGCGUCUGCUUUUAAUAAAAAAACAAAUUCUAAAGAAAGUUUCACAAAUCAAGUAUUAAAACACAAUGUGAAAGGCGAUUCAGUGAUCCAUGAUGAGCCUGCCAAGGUUGCCAAGGAAACCACCAAGAAAUUGAAAGAUGUAGGUAACGAGAGACUUCCUUCAAACCCUGUAAAUGAUGUACAGUGGCAGGCAAGAGAUGGAAAGAGGGAAGAGAAAAAAACAAGAAAACAUUCAUCCUCUGACUCCUCUUCCUCUGAAUCCGACACUGGGUCCUCGUCAUCCCGGUCUUCUUCCUCAUCUUCCUCUUCCCUUGAGAAUAUAUCAACUUCAAGAAAUAAAAGGGGAGUAAAACUUGACAUCAAUGCUUCACCACAGUGUAGAGUGACUGCUGUGGCUCAUGAUGCCAGUAUAAAGCCCUCCCCUUACAAAAGAGAGAGAUCGGUCGAGAAGACCAGCACAGCAGAUGAUGAGGCGAGUCAGGCAAAGAAACCAUUUCUUGAAACACCACCUGGAGAGAUGAAAAAGAAAGACAACGAAGGAUUGGAGGAAAAGGAUGAAAAAAGACAGGAGAUUGAGUCUGCUAUGGCCGAUUCAGAGAAGAUUGUGGAGGCUGGCGAUGAGGCACAAAAGACCUGCGUAGCUCGUAGGAUCUCUCUUAGCAGCAGUAAGUCCUCUUCAGGCACAGGCAGCACAGAUGAUCAGGAAUCUGGGUCUGCAGGUGGUCGCAAGAGGAGGUGGGGUUCAAGCAGUGUGGUCACUGCCAAGAAACCUUCCAUCAGCAUCACCACAGAUUCACUGAAGUCGCUAAUCCCAGACAUCAAGCCGUGCGCAGGUCAAGAUGAGGUUCUGGACCUGCACCCCGAGGAAGUUGUUCUCUCUGGUGCUGAGGAUGAAGAUCAUGUGCACUCCGAGCAAGACCUUCAGAUCCGGCGCACUGUCACCCAAGUGGUUUCCUCAGACAGCCAAGAAAAUGGAGAGAAGGAGACAAAAAGGAGAAGAUGUGAGGAGGGCAUGGAGGAUAGUGACAUUCAGACAGACCAAAAUAGAAAGGAACCAGUGGAAGAGAAGCCUGUGGAAGAAAUGGAAACCCAAUCAACACCCCAUCCCAGCCAAGAUGUCGAACUCAGCACUGUGGCCCCAGCCAACGUCAUCAUUCGUCCCUCCAUUAGUCAGCAAAAAACGGGCGUCUCCAUCACCAUUGAUGACCCCGUGCGCACCACUCGACAACCGUCCCCUGCACGGGGCAAAAUUUCCAACAUUGUUCACGUCAGCAAUCUGGUGAGGCCGUUUACUCUCGGGCAACUGAAAGAAUUGUUGGGCAGAACUGGCACCCUGGUGGAGGACGCCUUCUGGAUUGACAAAAUCAAAUCUCACUGCUACGUCACUUACUCAAGUUCCGAGGAGGCGGUUGCUACGCGGGAAGCUCUGCACGGAGUCAAGUGGCCUCAGAGUAACCCAAAAGUUCUUAACGUAGACUUUUGCCAGCAGGAUGAGCUGGACUUCCACAAAGGAUUGGGCACAGCGGGAAAACCUGGAACAGAAGAGCAAUGGCAUGCAUCAAACCGUUUUCAAGCACCAGGCCUGCCUUCCCUCCUUCCCAAGCAAGACCAGUGGGCCGAACGGGAACGGGAAAUGGAGCGCAGGGAGAAGGCGCGCUCCGAGCGGGAGUGGGAUCGCGACAAAGUCCGGGACUUUGGCAAAGUUGGAAAUGAUGUGGAGGGAGGUGCCCGGAGGUCACGCUCCAGGGAGCGACGGCGCAAGGAGAGGGGAAAGAGCAAAGAGAAGAAGACUGAAAAGAAAGAAAAAGCUGCUGAAGAACCGCCUGCAAAGCUUCUUGAUGACCUGUUUCGCAAAACUAAAGCAGUUCCUUGCAUCUACUGGCUUCCACUUACAGAUGAACAGUUUGUCGAGAGGGAAGCUGCCAGAGCAGAACGGAUGAAGGAACGUGAGAAACGUCUGAAACAGCAGCAGCAGGAGGAGGAGGAGAAAAAGAGGGAAGAAGAGCGAAAGGAGAGAAUCAAAGGUGGAGGAGUUACAGCAGGAGACCGGAGCGAGGGGGCAAAGGACAAAGAGCGCGACAGAGAGCGUGACAGGGACCGAGGUAAAGACAGGGAGAGGAACACCGACAAACGCAGGGAUGGCUACCGAAGGCCGGGGGCUAGCGGGGAAGGGGGCAGCAGACGCUCCCGAAGCCGCAGCGACCCGCGAGACAGACGGCGCUAAUCAGCUGACGGAACUGUCUCAAGGGAGCGGCCUCUUCCAUUUGCCUUCCACCACAUGUACUUUGCUCCAACUGAGAUCCAGCAAAUGUCGUCACCCUCUCAGUUCUCACCUCGAAGCACAUGUACACAUUCACACAGACGUGUUUAAAGGGGACCAGAAAAGUUGCAGUGUUGUACGUGUCACUCCUUGUCAAGGUUUGAUGUAUAUUGUCUUCAUGAAAUUGCCUUCACAGUUUCUUUGACACUCGUCCAUGCAGCAUAGCAGUACGGCAUGCUGGGUAAUUCCUUCUCCUCUUCUGACCGCAAGUAUUGGUGCCAUCGUUUGCUCUUUGCCUCCACAUUUAAGAGUCCCGCUUUUGGGACGAGGGCGACUUGUUGCUGCAUGGAAACCAACAAUCUUCUCAGCCGUCCUGCCUAGCGAGAGAGGGAGGAACGGAGAGAAUUCUCACCUCUCUUUGCAGAGGUGUGCUGAAAUCGGGCCGACGGGGGGCAUUCUGUACAGACAACUUUAAUCAUGCGUUCAUAACUGAGGCAGCUUUGGAAGUAUUUUGAUCUUUAGGCAAUGCAGUGUUCCUCUUUUCAGCAGUUUGGAGAAGAGAAAAGAAAAAGUUCUACGCGGAGACUGGCGGGCGGUGCUUUUUCUGGCACAGCAGAUUCCUUUAUUAUUCUCAUCUAUGAUCGUUCUCUUCCCCUUGACAUCCUCUGACGCUCUCAUCACGUAGGGCUCAUACGGGGGAGCUUGUACUAUUUUCAGUUUUCUCACCAAUGGUUUCAAUUUAUUGUUUGUAUUUUACCAUUUUAGAACAAUUUUUUUUUUUAAAUUUUGGUUAAUUUCUUCUUUGAUUAACACCUAUCAGUGGUGAAUGUACAAAUAAAAAAAAAUUGGUAAAAAGA
Molecule: messenger RNA, 6719 nt
Organism: Syngnathoides biaculeatus (alligator pipefish)
Lineage: Eukaryota; Metazoa; Chordata; Actinopteri; Syngnathiformes; Syngnathidae
Gene: acin1a
Product: apoptotic chromatin condensation inducer 1a
Exons: 18
Coding region: 145-5826 (1893 amino acids)
Molecular function (GO): RNA binding
Source: RefSeq, a predicted model, not a curated record